UCUCUCUCAGUUUCUCGGCUUCUCGCCGAAAACUCUUGUUCAUCGAAUCCUCUUCUUCGCAUAAUUUGUCGCCAUGAAGAUUCUUGCGCUUAUUGGAGCUUGGUUUGAAGCUUUUCGAAACAAGUUAGAUCUCCCAUUUCGUAGAUUCGAGGUAAUGUCUCUUGUCUUUUACCAUCUCGCUUCGUCUUCUUUUUUGCUGGCUAGGGUUUUUUCUUGUUCAUCGAGUCCGGUUAUGAUCUUUCUUGUUAUUGGAGCUUGGUUUGAAGCUUUUCGAAACAAGUUAGAUCUCCCAUUUCGUAGAUUCGAGGUAAUGUCUCUUGUCUUUUACCAUCUCGCUUCGUCUUCUUUUUUGCUGGCUAGGGUUUUUUCUUGUUCAUCGAGUCCGGUUAUGAUCUUUCUUGUUAUUGGAGCUUGGUUUGAAGCUUUUCGAAACAAGUUAGAUCUCCCAUUUCGUAGAUUCGAGAUGGCGUCCACCUCCUCAGCCACCUCCUUGACCAUUGAUGUUCCUGAGAUCAAUGAACUGCCCUCCAACUCGGAUUCCAAAGAAGAGGACGUAAUUACUGCUUUCAAACUUGAAAUGAAAGAACUGAAGGAGGCGAUGAUGAUAGAACUCGAAAGCAUUGAAAUAGGAGGAAAAGUAAGAAUAUCAAAGCAGCUGGUUGCUCUUGGGUUCUGCCUCCCAGCCCUUGUAAUGUUUGGUUUGGCGAUUAAGGAGGCUGAACAGGAAGCCGAUAAGCUGGAAAUUGGAGCAAAAAUGUUAUCGACUUGCGCACUGGUCAUACUUUUUUGGUGACUACGUUAUUUUUUUGGACAUCCUACCAGUUGAACCGCAGCUGUCAUUCUGAUGUCACUUACAAUGAUUCAGAGCAAACAGAGAAAUAGAUUGUCACAGUUGCUAGAAUAAAAUGUCUCCUGUGAGUUAAUAAUCA
Messenger RNA from Zingiber officinale, 929 nucleotides. RefSeq lists its product as uncharacterized. The record is from RefSeq and is a predicted model, not a curated record. The transcript is spliced from 4 exons. Lineage: Eukaryota; Viridiplantae; Streptophyta; Magnoliopsida; Zingiberales; Zingiberaceae. The coding region runs from base 74 to 793 and encodes 239 amino acids.